UCUCCUGCGCGUCCGCUCCCACCGUAGCUAGGGACCGGUAGGGGAGCUGACCCCGGCGGUUUGCUCCGCUCUGUGGAGGAGAGAUGGGGAGGCGCUGGGCCUGGGCUGAGGUAGGAAGGAGCCCGCCCCUCGACGCCUCCCGCGACGCUAGCCCCUGAGCCGUGAUGCGAGCGUGGGUCCUACUCUCCGCGGUGCUCUGGUACCUCACUGGAGUUGGAUGGCAGCGUUCUUCUGAACGCACCGGGAAAGGCUUCAUUUAUGGCAGACCCGGACACCCAGUGAAAAUAUAUGUAAAAUUACAUCACAAUAGCCCAAUCCUUGCCUGUAUGGAUUUUAGACGUGCUAAAAAAGAAACAGUGGACCCCACCUACUUAUGGAUUGGGCCUAAUGAAAAGCCAUUAACAGUAAAUGAUCGAAUAAAUAUAACUAAAACAGGAAAGCUGAAGGUGAAAGAUUUUCUGGAGGCUUUGUCUGGACUUUACACGUGUACUCUUUCUUAUAAGACUGUCAGAGCAGAAACCCAAGAAGAAAGUAUAGUAAAGCAAAGAUAUGACUUUCUGAUCUUUGCCUAUCGGGAACCUGAUUAUUCAUAUCAGAUGGCUGUACGUUUUACCACAAAGUCUUGUGAAGGAAGAUAUAAUGACCUGCUUUUUAGAGUGCUGAAGAAAAUCUUGGAUAAUUUAAUCUCUGAUUUGUCAUGCCAUAUCAUAGAACCAUCAUAUAAAUGCCAUUUUGUUAAAAUUCCAAAACAUGGCCUCCUACAUGAGCUAUUUAUUGCUUUUCAAGUCAAUCCUUUUGCACCAGGGUGGAAAGGUGCAUGCAAGGAUUCUGUUGAUUGUGAAGAUACCACUAAUCAUAAUAUCCUCCAGGCAAGAGAUCGGAUAGAAGAAUUUUUCCGGAGCCAAGCAUACAUUUACUACCACGACUUUAAUAAAACUAUACCUGCUAUGCACUUUGUGGACCACAGUUUUCAAGUAGUUCGUUUGGAUAGCUGUCGUCCAGGCUUUGGAAAAAAUGAUGGUCUACACAGUAAUUGUGCUAGCUGUUGCGUGGUUUGUAGUCCUGGGACUUUUAGUCCUGAUGUUGAUGUUACUUGUCAGAACUGCGUUUCCGUCCGUAUUUAUGGAGCUAAAUCUUGUGCAUAAACUUCAAACAAAAAUUGUAAUAUGAAGACUAGAGGUGAAAGUGUGUUCCUUGCUUGUGGAGGUGGGGAACAUAAGAUAAUUUGUUCACAUCCCGGAGCAUCAAAGAUCCAUUAAGUAAGAUCAGUAAGACCAAAACAUUGGAAAACAUACAUUUUAGAAACUUUAAAAAAUAGUUGACUUGGCAUUUCUAAGAAGGAAUUUAAUAUCUCCAGUGUACAAAGGAAAGUAUUAGCGGAUGUUUUUCAAUGAAAUAUGUUUUGCUGUUUAGAAACUGAAUCUGUUGCUCUGUACUUAAGACUAUAUUAAGGUCAAGAAGAGUAGCAAAGGAUAACAUAAUAAAAAUUUUAUACUUUCUAUAUAUUAA
This is a messenger RNA of Canis lupus familiaris (dog), 1509 nucleotides long. RefSeq names its product zona pellucida binding protein 2 (gene ZPBP2). The transcript has 8 exons. NCBI's taxonomy places the organism in Eukaryota, Metazoa, Chordata, Mammalia, Carnivora, Canidae. Gene Ontology annotation, cellular component: zona pellucida receptor complex; extracellular region; acrosomal vesicle. The coding region runs from base 165 to 1145 and encodes 326 amino acids. The record is from RefSeq and is a predicted model, not a curated record. Gene Ontology annotation, biological process: acrosome assembly; binding of sperm to zona pellucida.